Molecule: messenger RNA, 1801 nt
Organism: Elaeis guineensis (African oil palm)
Lineage: Eukaryota; Viridiplantae; Streptophyta; Magnoliopsida; Arecales; Arecaceae
Source: RefSeq, a predicted model, not a curated record
AAAAUAUAUCGACCCGAGUUCGACUCGUCAGGUUACCGACUCUCCCACCACUCCGUCAAGAAGGUUGACACUUCUUGACAAUGAAGGCCACAAAGAGAACCGGCGUUUAAUCUCUCUUCUGGCUGAUAGCAAUAGUAAAAUUACUCGAUAAACUGGAGAUCCAGAUAAGAAAUAAGAUGCCAGGCGGGGCGCUGGAGAGGGAGGAGAGGGUCUCCAUGGAGCUGACGGACGAGGUGCUUAAGAGCAUGGAAGUCGGCAUGGCCUUCCGAGAUUACAAUGGCAGAAUCAGUUCCAUGGAUUUUCACAGGACCAAUCAUCUGGUAACAGCCAGUGAUGAUGAAUCAAUUCGCCUUUAUGAUGUUCAAAAUGCCGUGUGUUUAAAGACGAUCAAUAGCAAGAAGUAUGGUGUUGAUUUGGUUUGCUUCGCUGAUAAUCCAGCAACAGUUAUCUACUCUUCAAAAAAUGGUUGGGAUGGUAAGUCGAGUUUGUGUCUGGUCUCAUCCUUUGCUUUUUGUCUCAAGGCAUUUUUUUGUACUUACAAAAAUAAUUCAGAAUCUCUGCGGCUGCUUUCUCUGAAUGAUAACAAGUACUUGCGGUACUUCAAAGGCCACCAUGACAGGGUUGUUUCUCUGUCGCUCUGUCCCCACAGGGAAUACUUCGUCUCUGGGUCUCUUGAUCGGACUGUUUUACUAUGGGAUCAAAGGACUGAGAAGGCUCAGGGCCUCUUACGUGUGCAAGGAAGACCUGCAGUUUCUUAUGAUGACCAAGGAAUGGUUUUUGCAAUUGCAUUUGGAGGCUACAUACGAAUGUUUGAUGCUCGGAAAUAUGAGAAGGGGCCGUUUGAUAUCUUUCCUGUUGGAGGAGACAAUUUAGAAGCCAAUGUAGUAAAGUUCAGCAAUGAUGGCAGGCUUAUGCUAUUGACUACUACUGACGGGCAUGUUCAUGUUCUUGAUUCUUUUCGGGGCACUGUUAUAUCCACAUACAAUGUGAAACCAGUUUCCAGCAAUGCAACAUUAGAGGCAUCUUUCAGUCCUGAUGGAAUGUAUGUUGUAUCAGGUUCUGGUGAUGGGAGCGUUUAUGCCUGGAGUGUCAGAAGCGGCAAACUUGUUCUUGCUAUCUCAUGUGAUGUCCAUCGCUCCUCGGUUUCGCCCCUGUGGGCUCCAGGAAGUCUCAUGUUCGCUACUGGAUCAUCUGAAUUGUCAUUUUGGAUCCCAGAUUUAUCGAAGUUGGGAUCCUUUGCUGGCAUGAAAUAGAAGUUUUAAUGAUGCUCAUAAUAGCUCCCAAAGGUUUAUUUGCAAUAACUAGCAUAUUUCUGGUUUAUUCGCAAUUAAGCUUUAUGUCUGUUCUUUCCAUUUGCUUUGAGCAGAUUGAAAUCAGUGGCGUAAAUGUUAAAGCACUACAGGGACGACCAACAAACCUCCACUGUGAUCAAGGAAAGCCUCCAUUCUGAUCAAGGAAGGCACUGUCGAUAAUUAAGAUGAAUUAUGCAGUCUUCCCACCCCCUUUUCCUCAUAGUCUCUGAGGAAACAAUCAGAGCAUUAUCUAUUGGCAAUGGAGAUCUCCAUUUCUCCUUCAUACCGUGAGGAUCUUAGACAAAUUUAGUGUCAUAACAUGCAUCAAGUCUAGAAUGCAAUCUCCUCUGAUUAUUUAAAAUGAGAUGAUUUAUUAAAUAUCUUAGGCUGCUCUUUUAUUUCCUAUGUGAUUGACUUGCAAGGGUGUGGUUAUCCUGGGUCUUAUCUUUGUACAGUGCAUCUAAUUUUAUUAUUUAAAUAAAUUAAGCUGUUCUCUUCUUGCUUUCCCA